AUGCAGAGCAGGGAGUGCUUCAAGACAGGCCUGGCUCAGCCAAAGGCGCUCCAAGCCGCUCUAAGGGCGGUGCGGCAGCUGAGGAGUUAUUGUGUGAGGCGCAACGACCCUUUGAGCUUCCUGUGGGGCCGCACCCGCCAAAGGACCCCCACACAGACGGUGGACAUUGCACCAAGCGCCGACGCAUCCGUGCAGAUAACCGCCGGGCCGAUGGGGCCGGCAGCCGCCUGCGAAGGAAAUGGCAACGCCUCGCCAGACAAGCUCCUUGCACUGCUGACGGCAGCCGGCCUGGCCAAUGGCGGCGGCAGCCCGGGGUCCCCCCUCACGACCGGGGGGCGCCCACAGCUGUGGCAGCCGCCCUCCGCCGCCAAGGGGUCCCACCAGCCGCCAAGAAAGAGCGCGCGCCACGUCCAGCGGCGGCUGAUCAAUGCGUAGGAGUGAUAAUUCGCGCAUCUGAUCCUCCGAGGAUGACUCCAAACACUGGUUUGGCACUGCUUCACAGCGUUCUUGCGCCGAAAGAGGGAAAGAGAUCCUGCCUUCAUCAUCAUGGCAGGAUCGUUGUAGGGAGAUGGAAGGGGGCAAGCAUGCACAUGUGCAAAGUAUACAGAACAUGUUUUUGUCUGGGUUUGCUUUGAGUUUCGCUUUUCAGAUCGAUUCAGUCCGUCCUGCUCAUGAGCUUUACAUUUCUAAGUCCUUGUUCUGUGGCAAGAUUGGUUCGCGAGCCGUAUCAGAGGGCACAUGCGCCCAGAUCUGCUUGGCAUGGAUAUCCCUCCGCAGCCGUCUUGCUGCCCUGGAAAUUCCAACUGUGGUUGCUCUUCCAGCCUGGGUCAAUGACUUAGCUGUGGGAAACUACAUCUGGUGUUGUUUUGUUCAGCAAAUGCUGCGUCAAGUCGAUAGCACCUCACUUGAUCUCCAUAGAUGAACCCCAACGAAUUCUUACCGAUCUGCUUGCCAAAAUGUGGCAACAUGGGCUUUUGGGGGCACCAUUUAACUGGGUCUUGACAUCAUGUGAGAACAGACGUCUAUAUAUUUUUGGGUCUAUUGCACAUGGAACAAAACGAUUUUGUGGGCUGAAUUUCCUUGUGAAGGGUGACUUGGCCCACAUAUACUAGUACUGUCAAAUGGGAUUGCACAUACAGCAGGGCAAUGCUUCCACCAGCUGGGAACUCUAUGUAUAAUAUUCAAUACGGUCAUGUCGAUAUUGUCACAAAAAGGGAAUCUCCCGUAGACAGGGGAUAUAUUGUACAUGAGGGGUUUUUGCUAAUCAAGGUUCCUGAAACCUGCAGCUGUAAGGUGUAACAGCAUUGGGAG
Molecule: messenger RNA, 1311 nt
Organism: Coccomyxa subellipsoidea C-169
Lineage: Eukaryota; Viridiplantae; Chlorophyta; Trebouxiophyceae; Coccomyxaceae
Exons: 3
Coding region: 1-435 (144 amino acids)
Source: RefSeq, a predicted model, not a curated record